Messenger RNA from Mesoplodon densirostris (Blainville's beaked whale), 11797 nucleotides. RefSeq names its product solute carrier family 5 member 3 (gene SLC5A3). Lineage: Eukaryota; Metazoa; Chordata; Mammalia; Artiodactyla; Ziphiidae. Gene Ontology annotation, cellular component: plasma membrane. The coding region runs from base 517 to 2673 and encodes 718 amino acids. The record is from RefSeq and is a predicted model, not a curated record. Gene Ontology annotation, biological process: transmembrane transport; inositol metabolic process; myo-inositol transport. The transcript has 2 exons. Gene Ontology annotation, molecular function: D-glucose:sodium symporter activity.
GAUGGGAGAGGUGCUUCAUGCGUUGACAUCAGCAGGAUGCUUGAAUUUGUAUAGAGCGAGCUGAGGGAAGUGCUGCUUGCCCACACCAGGCUGUCCUUUUUGACUGCAUGGAAACAACCAUAAUACACGAAGCAUAUGUCACUGCACACUGUGAACUGGAUAUUGACAAUUGAAGAGGGUUGGUACAGUAGGCUUCACUAGACUUAGCUGCAACUCAGAAUUUCUCCUCCAGCACCUGAGUAAAUGCUGAUGGUCUUGUGGAGAGUGGAUUAAGAGUACGAGCUAAGUUCUCAAUCCCAAUUAAGAAGCGGAGGAAAAUUUAAACUGUCUCCUUCAAAGUUUAUCACAACCGCCACCAUCAAGACAGCAAACCAAAGGACAAAGACUUUGACCUGCUGUGUUGCUCUGUGUAGUCCAGUUCACGUAUGGUUUACAGACUUGGCUGGGGUUACUAAUGAGUAAAUAAAAAGUUGGACACUUCUGUCAUUGGACACUUUUAUUCACAAAGUUACCAAAAUGAGGGCUGUACUGGAGACAGCAGACAUUGCCAUAGUGGCCCUGUAUUUUAUCCUGGUCAUGGGCAUUGGUUUUUUUGCCAUGUGGAAAUCUAAUAGAAGCACUGUAAGUGGAUACUUCCUGGCGGGGCGCUCUAUGACCUGGGUAGCAAUUGGUGCCUCUCUGUUUGUGAGCAAUAUUGGGAGUGAGCACUUCAUUGGGCUGGCAGGAUCUGGAGCUGCAAGUGGAUUUGCAGUGGGCGCAUGGGAAUUCAAUGCCUUACUGCUUUUGCAACUUCUGGGAUGGGUUUUCAUCCCGAUUUACAUCCGGUCAGGGGUAUACACCAUGCCUGAAUACUUGUCCAAGCGAUUUGGUGGCCAUAGGAUUCAGGUCUAUUUUGCAGCGUUGUCUCUGAUUCUCUAUAUCUUCACCAAGCUCUCAGUGGAUCUGUAUUCGGGUGCCCUCUUUAUCCAGGAGUCUUUGGGUUGGAACCUUUAUGUGUCUGUCAUCCUGCUCAUUGGCAUGACUGCUUUGCUGACUGUCACCGGAGGCCUUGUUGCAGUGAUCUACACAGACACUCUGCAGGCUCUGCUCAUGAUCGUUGGGGCGCUCACACUCAUGAUUAUUAGCAUGAUGGAGAUUGGCGGGUUUGAGGAAGUUAAGAGAAGGUACAUGUUGGCCUCACCCAAUGUCACUUCCAUCUUGUUGACAUACAACCUUUCCAACACAAAUUCUUGUAAUGUCCACCCUAAGAAAGAUGCACUGAAAAUGUUGCGGAAUCCAACAGAUGAAGAUGUUCCUUGGCCUGGAUUCAUUCUUGGGCAGACCCCAGCUUCGGUGUGGUACUGGUGUGCUGACCAAGUCAUCGUGCAGAGGGUCCUAGCGGCUAAAAACAUUGCUCAUGCCAAAGGCUCUACUCUGAUGGCUGGCUUCUUGAAGCUUCUGCCAAUGUUUAUCAUAGUUGUUCCAGGAAUGAUUUCCAGGAUACUGUUUGCUGAUGAUAUAGCUUGCAUCAACCCAGAGCACUGCAUGCAAGUGUGUGGAAGCAGAGCUGGGUGCUCUAAUAUUGCUUACCCACGCCUGGUGAUGAAGCUGGUUCCUGUGGGCCUCCGGGGCUUAAUGAUGGCAGUGAUGAUUGCAGCUCUGAUGAGUGACUUGGACUCUAUCUUUAACAGUGCCAGUACCAUAUUCACCCUCGAUGUGUACAAACUCAUCCGCAAGAGCGCAAGCUCCCGGGAGCUAAUGAUUGUGGGGAGGAUAUUUGUGGCCUUUAUGGUAGUGAUCAGCAUUGCAUGGGUGCCCAUCAUCGUGGAGAUGCAAGGAGGCCAGAUGUACCUUUACAUUCAGGAGGUAGCAGAUUACCUGACGCCCCCAGUUGCAGCCCUGUUCCUUCUGGCGAUUUUCUGGAAGCGCUGCAAUGAACAAGGGGCUUUCUAUGGUGGAAUGGCUGGCUUUGUUCUUGGAGCAGUCCGUUUGACACUGGCCUUUGCCUACCGUGCCCCAGAAUGUGACCAACCUGAUAACAGGCCAGGCUUCAUCAAAGACAUCCAUUACAUGUACGUGGCCACAGCGUUGUUUUGGGUCACAGGACUCAUUACUGUAAUUGUUAGCCUUCUCACGCCACCUCCUACGAAGGAACAGAUUCGUACCACCACCUUUUGGUCUAAGAAGAGCCUGGUGGUAAAGGAGAGCUGCUCCCCAAAAGAAGAACCGUACAAAAUGCAAGAGAAGAGCAUCCUGAGAUGCAGUGAGAAUAGUGAGGCCAUCAACCACGUCAUUCCCAAUGGGAAAUCUGAAGAUAGCAUUAAGGGCCUGCAGCCUGAAGAUAUUAAUCUGUUGGUGACCUGCAGAGAGGAGGGCAACCCAGUGGCUUCUUUAGGUCAUUCAGAGGCAGAAACACCUGUAGAUGCUUAUUCCAAUGGGCAAGCAGCUCUCAUGGGUGAGAAAGAGAGAAAGAAAGAAACAGAGGAUGGAGGCCGGUACUGGAAGUUCAUAGAUUGGUUCUGUGGCUUUAAAAGUAAGAGCCUCAGCAAGAGGAGUCUCAGAGACCUGAUGGAGGAGGAGGCUGUUUGUUUACAAAUGUUGGAAGAAACUCCACAAGUAAAACUAAUACUAAAUAUUGGACUUUUUGCUGUGUGUUCACUUGGAAUUUUCAUGUUUGUUUAUUUCUCCUUAUGAACUUUUAAGGAUAUGAUGAGACACUAACUUAAGAAAAUACUGGUCUUUGAAAAAAAAACAAAAAAACAAAAAACAAAACACUUAUGUAACUGUUGCAUCUCUCAGGCAUUGUUUACGCUGUAGGUUUUAGCCAAAUUUUACUUAGCAGAAAAAUCAUCUAUUUGCAAGGCUUUAUUUUCCCAGAGAUGGAUGAAAGUAAAAUUUCAAUCUAAAUGAAGUAAAACUUGUUUAACAGACUGAAUUGUGCAAAUGUGGUUUAAAAUUUUCCAUACCAAAGUAAGGAGAGACCAAUUAUUCUCAUAGAGCACUUAGAGCAGAAUAUAUCCUAAGAUAUCACGAGUAAGGUAUACUGUCUGCACUGCCAAAUCUUGGUAGGCCUUCUUACCCUCAAGUAGAAGACUUGCUCAUUUUAAAGUUUUUUCUCUCUGUAAUCCCUACUUCCAUUUUAAAAAACUGAAUUUAUAGACAUUGUAUAAUCAAUUAUGUACUAAAAAUCGCUAACAUGUGCUUGUUUCAGGGCAAGUUCGUUUGCCAGGUUUGUUUUGUUAGCAUGAGCCUAUGGAUUCUGAAUGCUGAAAGAAAGGAAGAAGAAUGUUUUCCUAUAGCUAUUCUUGUACCACCAGUAUAUGGAAUGUUGGGGAAAAAGUUUAUUCCAGUUGUUUUUUUCUUUUUUUCCUACUUUGAAGUUUAAGUGAACCGUACUCAAAUGACCACCAAGUCUGUCUUUAUAAAGUUGUACGUCAUGAUUGUAUUGUAAAUGAUUAUGGGGGAGAAAAUGAAGUAAACAUUGCUGAUGAUCCCCAGAUUUACUGACCAAAUUAAGAUCAUUUAUAUAGUUUGGAAAUUAACAUCCCCUAAGCAGCAUUUGAUCGACAAAGCUGAACAAGUGAUAGUCUAAUACUAAAUAUUGGACUUUUUGCCGUGUGUUCACUUGGAAUUUUCAUGUUCUCAUACUUCAUUAAUUCUCUAGCUUUGUUCUUGUCAUUUGGUAACAUUCUUUAUUAGCCAGGUACCUUCCCAAGUGGAUCCAUUUGGAAGAUAUGUCCGGAAAUUUGAAGAAGAAUUAGCCCUGCCUUUGUGCUGGGUUGCCCUACUUGAUUAGAUCAUGAGAUAUUGCAGUUGAGUUUUUAGAGUGAAAAUUUAAUUCUCAGAUCAUAUUGUAUCCUUGAUAAGUCUUUUUUCCCCGAUUUACUUUUUUUUCAGAAGACUUGCCAUGUGUACACAGCCUCUACAUUUUUGUUUAAAAAGUUGACAGUGACUUAGAGUGUGAUGAUAUUUCGAUGCAAACUGAGCAUCAGUAACAGAAAACUCAAGAGUGCAUGCUUUGCCAUUGGUGGAUUGUCAGUAUAGUUUUUCUGUAGAAUGGAUAGCAUGUUCAAGAGGUGCCAUGAACAAGAACUUCUACGGGUUUUGUAGUGUGUCUUGUAGAGGAGAUUACAGGACUUCCAUUAAUUGUAGGACCCUCUAUCUUGACAUGGCUUUGUACCCAGUUACAGCCUUCCUGGAAGAGAAUCCAUUUUUCACAGGGUGAUUCCCUUCAUGAGGACAGGGUACAAAAGACGUUUGAGAAGAGCUCUACAGAUUAGGUAGUUCUUUGUGUGUCCUGUCCUUUUUCCUCCAUGACAGAUGAAGGAAACUAAUUGUGUAUCUACUUUGACUUUUCUGUCAUCUCUGAUAUUUUUUAAAUUGCAUGAUUUUAUUAACCUUUAUUCUUCAGGGGAAAAUUAUUACUUUUUUAGAUAUUUUUGUAGAUUUUGAAUCAAAACUCUGUCCUAAUGACUUUAAAUUUUUUUGUAUUUAUAAACUAGUUUCAUUAUGAUGGAUUUGAUUAGUUCAAAGUUGAUUUUAGAAAUUGUCAGGUAGCAUAAUGUCUUCCCAUCUCCAGGGGGCUUUCUGAAGGACUGAGUCUGUAGAUGAAAAAAUAAUUCAUGUAUGAAUAGUAUGAUUUCUGAGAGCUUAUUAGAGUGCCUUGUGGAAUUUUGUUCUCAAUUUCAUUCUUAAGGUUUAUGAGCUGGGGGCCAAAUAAAAAUAAGGACCAUCCUUUUCUUGUGUGGAGGCUGAGGCUGUGACAUGUCCAAGGUUACAAAGUCUGUUGGGAAGAACAGAAAACCAGGUGUCCAAAUCUGGAUUCAUGGUUAGUCCUCUUGUUUUUUCAAAGGAACUGUUCUUCCUUUGAGACAGCCUUUUGAUAUUUGGGGAAAUAGUAGGAUCUUAGAUUUUUCAAAUUGACAUUAAGUUGUAGGAACUAAAAUUUUUCUUUGACUCUGAACACCUUGCUCUGUAACUCAGCAGUGAGGAUUGACAUAUUGGCUGAGCAGCCUUCUUACCCCUUCUAUUAAAAGCAUAAAUGAAUAGGUGGUAUUUAAGUGGAUUCUUCCCCCCUUUAUUUAAUGUUGACUCCUAAUAGUUUGGGAUAUUAGCAUCCCCCUACCUUCUCUCUGCUGUUGUCUUAGUAUGAUACAUAAAAUACAUCAUCUUGUGUCUAUUCAUGUGUAUAUAGCAGUAGGUCAAGUUUAGAGUACUAAUGUUUGUAAAUAAGGAAUUAUUAUUAGCAUAUCCAUUAGGGUUGUUUACUCUUGCCAGUAUAAACAUUUUAUUUAGACUGAAGUCCCUGAAGCUUGCCCUUCUUAUUGCUUCCCAGUAAUAGAUAAUGUGCUUGAGUAAGUAUGUGAAUUCCUGAUUGCAACUUCAUUUCAGGGGACCAUUCUUCAGUCUGUAUUUCAUUAGAAUGAUUGUUCAUGGAAUGAUACAUGGUCUGUCUUAAAGCUAGCAACAUAGUCAUACUUUACACUAACUAAAUGGGUUCUAAAUGAUGACAUUGAUACCUAGACAUUAACAUGUAUAUGUUUUCAUAUUGGCUCAAGCUGAGGUUCAGAAUUGGCUAAGAGUGAUUGACUACAGUAGUUAGCUAUGAGUCAGAAUGAAGCGAGGACACUGGUGUUCAAAGGUGGAGAAAAACGUUGUCUUAUCUGCUGUUAAUGGUAUCCCCAGUUCUUAGAUUUUUGUCCUCUCAGGCAAUCUUAGUCUCCAGAUCUGAUGAGAAGAGCUUAUGACCCUGACAUGCAGAAUGAUUAUUGGUUCCUUUGUGGUACCUCUAAUUUCCCUGUUCAUCUAAGAAUAUUUUGUCCUCCCACCCAAGACAGUAAGCGGCUUUUGAAACAGCUGAGCCAGUCUUUUUCCCCAGCCUUUCUUUCCUGGUGAGGUUAUCACUCUUAUCUUUUGGUUAGAGAACCAUCAAGCAGUAGCAAUGGUGCUGUGUCCUUUGGCCUAAAUCCAGCAGAUCUGAUCUCCCAAGUCUUCUUUUUCACUUGGCUCAAAGGAUCCAUUGUCUGUUUGCACAAAGAGGCUGGCCUGGGUCACAAAGCCCUAGCUCUUGGGGAUGGCAAGUCAAGUAAUUAGUGGGGGCCCAUCACUUCCUGAAACUUCACAUUUUAAGAAUUGAGUGGGAAGGUUGUUACUCAGUUCUCUAGCCUGAGGCUAAGUGGGCGCUUGAAAGUCUUGUCCAGGGUGAUUAGAACCUUUAAGUCUCUGCAUUUCUCAGUCCAUUGCUGUCUUCCCUAUAUUGGGUGUAUGGGUCUUCCCCCUCUCUUUAGAUAUCAUUCAAUGUAGCUAUGGGUUAUUCUCAUUCUUUACCACCCUAUAGAGCUGCUAUAUUAUUAGCUAUUAAAAGGUUAGACCCAUCAAUGUUCCUACUUGGCAGUAUUCGGCUUACUUGCUUUUCUUAUACUUUACUCCCAUGUGUCAUUUUCAUCUGAGGUAUGAUGGCUGAAUAUGACCACAUGGGUAUCUAGUAGUGACACCUCAGCAUUUCCUGAGUUUGGGUUGAGAGAUGUAUAAAGACCAUUGUUUUUAAAUUACAUGAGUAUAGAGACGUGCCAGGACAAAAAUUUUCUUAAGAAGUCAGAAACACUAUUAAGUGAGAUGCUGAGAAGUACCUGGGUGAUGCAGACUUGACAAAAAAUAGCUUAAAAUGUGUUAGAUGUAGAAUCAUAUUCAUUGAACUCUAGAACUUGAGGUAUCUUUGCUAUCAGCUAGUUUAAACCCCUCCGCAUAUAGAUUAGGGUACAGUGACUAAGAUCAAGCUUGUUAAACCCUGGUUUGAUGUUAAAUAUCGUAAAGUAUGAGUUUAUUAACGUAUUUGAGGUUAAAAUGACUGAUAUUUCCUAAUGAUACUAGUAGAAAAAAUGCUUUUAGGUUUCAGUAUUCAUAAGAUUUAUCAUUAGCCAGGUGUUAAAUUGUUUAAGUCAUUUUAAUGUUGACAUUAGCCUGAGCAGACUUUUACAAAUGGGAUAUAUUCCUAUUUGUGUGUAUGCCUACCUACCAUUCAGAGAGACUGGUUUCCCCCUUUGUCUUCCCUCACAUUGCUUUAAUUAUUCACCUAUUCUUUCAACACUUGACAGAUUCCUAUUUUGAUCUUUUGUCAGCUUAAUUCACUUUCUUUCAGGCUUAUUGUCAUGGUGUGCAGAAGUGCUGCUUUGCCCGAUAUUUGAAGGUCUGGAUCCAAAUAGUGAUUCACUAAAUAUAGUUGUGUUUAAAUAUACUCAAUUUCUAUUAGCUUAAGCUGUUCUCAAGAAUUAUUUUCUUAGACUUCGUGUUCACUAAUAAUAAAAGCCCUUAGUAAUUCAUCAGUAUUUUAUUCUCGAAACUCAUUUUUCAAAAAUUAGGAGGCAGGAAUAGUUAAAUUCACACCAGUCCCUUUGAAAUGAUGGUAUCACAAUGUGGAGAGGAAUGGAGUUUGUUUUGAUGCCGAAAAGCCUUGUUCUUGCAGUAAUUAAAGGUAAAAAGUUGGAACUAGUCAGUUGGCAUAUAGAGAAGCCCUUUUGUACUAGUUAGGUAUGAAGCUGGAUUACAUAAGAAGUAAUCUUUUGAUCACUACAUUUGGUUUUCUUGGUUGACUUAACUCAGGCCCGCAAACCCUGUUUCCUCCAUUAAGCUAACUUCUCUUAAUUUGGUAUGCUUUUUGUCAAACUCUCACCUCUGUUGGAAGAGUAGAUACUCAACUACUUUGACUCCACAACAGAAUUUAGCUAAGGUUCAAAAUAAUUGAUGGGCUUUGCCAGCACUGAGUCCCACACCAUUAUUCACGUUGUCAUAUAAAUGUUUUUAUUUAAACUUCUCUCUCCAGGGCUGGGAAUAAGGCUUUAAACUACUGAUUCACCUUUAAAGGAAUGUUAAGAGAAUUGAUAUAAUUUGUUUCCAUCUCAAAUCCUUUAUAAAAGAUAGGAUUUAGCUUAUUGUUUUGGGUUAAGCACCCCAUUUAUCUGAUAACUAACAGGCUUAAUUAACCAUUGGCAUAUAGUCUUUUACUCAGAAGUAAACAAAAAAGGUUUGAUGUAUCUGUGUCAUUACUCAUCUCGUGCACUUUACUUUUUCGGGGAGGACCAUAAUCUGAGACUUGACUUAAACCAAUAACCUUAAUUUAUGUAAUGACUUUUAAAAGUUUGAUUUGGUUACCUGGAUGUAUAGCGUGUUUGAAGAGAGGGAUGCUAGAAUAAAUAAGUCAAGACAAAGCACAGUGGUCUCAGAUUCUUGUUAGUGUAGGAGCAGUGCUUUGCUCUCCUCAGAGAAGCACUGUAUUAUAAUUGUUGCCCAGGAUAAUGGAGCCCCCCACCCCAGUUCAAGACAGUUUACAGUAAGUGAACUCUGUCAUUGAGGGAAAUACAUUUUCCAGUGAUUUCGGCAACAGCACAAGUUGACAGUAGAUAACCACACCUAUGUUGGAGACUUAUAUUGGAAAUUCACCUUGUACCCUAGUGCUGCUGGAUAAAGGAGUGUUUACUUUUUUUAUUGCCUCUGGACAAACUACUCUGGAUAACUUUCCAAUAUAUCAGUGUAGCCUAUACCUCUAUAAGUGGAACGUUCCUUAAUAACCCACUUUUUUGUUACACUAGUUGGAAACUGAAAUUAAGCUCAUUGCUAUCUAUAUUAUUGAAACCCCCAAUUGGCAAAGGCCAUUCUGUAGGGUAUUCCGUAAUAUAAUCAUCUUCUGAAAUUUAUGUUUUGAUUAGUGCCUUCUGGUUGCCAAUAUUGAAUCUGCUAGUUCACACCUUUCCCUUUCUUGAUAGAUAACUCUUAUUUGUUACAAUUCCUCUUUUAAAAUAUUGUUAUAGCUAGUGAAGGGAAUACAUUUAUAUUUACAUACUUUAUAUGUAGCCUCUGUUUAAGUUCAAGGAACCAGGUAAGUCUGGUUUGUGUUGCAGCUUAAAUGUUAUUUAUUCAUCUGUAUUUGUUUCUUUUAUAUCCUUAAUUAAAAAUUUAAGGUUACUUAUUCUGUGAGUAUAUUUUAACUUUAUCAUUUUCCAGUGUAGGUUGGAUAGGCAUAUCUGAGAACAUAUAUGUGACAACAGUUUCACAUUCCAUGAUAAGGAAAAAGCUGAAAGUAAGUGUCCAUAGAAAGCACAAAACCAUGUUCCCUCAUAUUUGUAACUCCACAAGACUAAAAAUGUAGAAAGCACAAGACUAACAGUAUUCUCAUUAUCCCACAAGUGCCAGGCAUAAAAAGCCCACCUUGGGUUUGUCUCGAGUUGUCAGGAUGAGGACCGUGGUAUUGAAAGCCCUAGACAGUGAGGUACCUAAGAUAGGGGUCCUAAAUCAUAAGGGAUUCAGCGUUCUAAUCUGAGUGCGUUUGUACUGCUUUGGUGGAGGAGAGAAUACCAAUGUCAAGAAUGCUGCAAUUGUAUUGGGGGUUACUAGCUAAAAUGGGGUCUGUGGGCUCUUUCCUACAAUCUGGAACUUGAGAAACAGGGACAGACUUCUAGGUUUUUGGUGGGUGGAACAUUUUGACAAACUUCUGCUUUAAGCUGUAGAGCCAUUGGAUUUUUUUUUUUAAUCAUAAAUCUUUAGGAAAUUUUACCUCCCGUCAUUAGUACCCUGAAAACAUGGAGAACUCUCACAUUUUAAUAGGGCAAAUACUAAUCUUUAAUCUUUGCGUAAAUUUAAUCUGAACUUAAUGAAGUUAUUUUUUCAUAUGCUUCACUGCACUUCAUUUUAAUAGAGCAGAAUUUGAUCCAAGUGUUACGAGCAUCAAACUAACUGAGACAGAUCUGCCAAAUGAACUGCUUUGCUUUUCACAAUGGUUGUAAGAGUCUAAAGGAUUCUUUUGCCUGUCUCAUUACCCGCUUCAAGACUAGAUUAGAUGAAAUCUGUGAAUAUGCAUGCAAAAGAAGAAAGUAAUGUGUUUUCUUGAACUCGACAUUAUCCUUAUUUUACUCCUCACUGUCUACACCUGAAUAGUCCCUGUUUGUAAACAAUGAAUAAAUACAUUUGUGUCUUGGAUUUUGCCUGUAUGUCAAAAGAUGGAAGGAAGGACUCUCAGGAUGGAGAGAAGUGACUAGCUUUGUUCCCACUCUCCUCUAUUUUGUAUGUUUAUCUUCUUAGGGAUAAUCGUCUUUAAUACUAUAUGGAAUGAAGAUUAAAGCUGGGAUAGACUAAUGGAACAUGUUUUAGAAGAAUUAACCUGAGCACUUUGAGGGAGAGACUUACCCCCUCUAGCCAAAAGUUGCCAGGUUGUGGACCUACAGCAUUUUUUAAGAAUGUAAAACCUCAGACUUUGGUGGGGUUACUGGAGAGGGGUACCAGAAAUGCAGGAGAAAGGAGAGGUUUGAGGAACAUCUUUGGCUUAGCAAUAUGUGAUAAGGCAAAGCAGUAAUAACCCGUUAGUCCUGUGUAGAAUGUGUUCUGUACCUUUAAAUUUUGUUUUUAAAUUUAAAAUAGUUUUUAAGAACUUAAAGGAUGCUUUUGAAGAUUCCUUUGGCAGAAUAUCUUUCAUCUGUAAUUCCAUGGAAAAUUGCUUUAAUUAGUCUAGGUGAAAGUAGUCCUAGCGGUGUAAAUAUGUAUAAAUAGAAUUUUCUGAUUUCACUGUGAGAUCUCUAACUUUUGAGUGGCAAACAGAUCAACAAGUCUUUUGCUCAUGGACUUUUCUGUGGGGUUGUUAAAACGCAAAAGCUUUAUUUUUUAAAUAAUAUUACAUUAGUGUCAGAUGAUGGUAUGGAAUCUGUUGCCCUGCUUUCCCCCACCAAUAUUGCUUCAGUUUAUAGAUUGCCAACAGAGUUCCAAAAUAAAGCGAGGAUUUACCCAUUCUUUGCUUGGACAUCCCAUCUUCUGUUGCCUGGACCUAUGUUGGCAAUCACAUAUGAACUAUGUUAUGCUUCUCAGUGCUUCUUCUUCUCCUUUUUUUUUUUUGAUAAGGUGGAUAUCAAAAAUAGUUGCUGUGCAAAAGUUAGUAGUCUUCUUCAAGAAGAAAACCAAUUCCUUUUCUAAUAUCCUGUGAAAUUGCUUCAUUCAUUCCUUUAUUUUUAAGCCAAAUGUCAGCAGAGUACUGCUGCUUUUAUCUAGUAAUUUUGAUAUGUAAGUAUUAAUGCAUUUUUAAAAGAUGUCUGCAUUGAAAAAUGUUUUCCCAGUGUCCUGCCUCUUAAGCUUUGUUCAAAUGUUCUGUGAGAGACCAGUCUGUGCACUGGGGUUGUGUAUUGUAUACAUGGAUUGUUUUGUCAGUUAUGCAUUGUAGACCAAAUGUGAUUUUAAAUGAAGUUGUUGGGUUAUUGGUGAGUUUUUUGAAUUGUAAACUGAUUUCCAGGGUACCUUCAUUGUCCACAGCAUUUUUUUUUUUAAGGCUUGACUGAUCAGGUCCAUCUCACUGUACAAUGUUUUAGUUGCAAGCAGAAAGUAGAAUUUGAUAUAAACCAGGUUACUUCCAUAUUGAAAGGAAUACAAUUAAAAUUGUAGAUUUAGGAUUGUUAACCAUACAUGACAAUUCUAACUUGACUUAUUCUAACCUAUUGUAUACAAUCUUAUUUUUUAAAUUGUAGACAUGUAUGAUCUUGGUUUAAUGUGUUUUUAAAAGUGUUAACUGUUUAAAAAUGAAAAAAAUGAAGCAAAUCUGCUAAAGAGCUGUCAGUUUUCAUUACUGACUCUGUAAAAUACACUGUUCUUUGUGUACUCUGUGUUAUUUUGCCAGCUGCUGCAUUAGCCUUUAAAAGUAUUUGGAAACUUAAGAUGAACUGCAUUUCUUGCAAAGUAUAUUCCUUUCUGUGGUAUUUUGUCCUGUAACUGAAGUAUAGUAAUUAUUUUAUGGAAAUGUUAGCACUUCUGUACCAACUUUGAAUAAAAUGAAAAAUUUACACUUCUG